Triticum aestivum (bread wheat) is the source of this 1590-nucleotide messenger RNA. Its product is annotated as NADH-ubiquinone oxidoreductase chain 4-like. NCBI's taxonomy places the organism in Eukaryota, Viridiplantae, Streptophyta, Magnoliopsida, Poales, Poaceae. Gene Ontology annotation, biological process: electron transport coupled proton transport; aerobic respiration; ATP synthesis coupled electron transport. The coding region runs from base 1 to 1050 and encodes 349 amino acids. Gene Ontology annotation, cellular component: respiratory chain complex I. Gene Ontology annotation, molecular function: NADH dehydrogenase activity; ubiquinone binding; NADH dehydrogenase (ubiquinone) activity. The transcript is spliced from 3 exons. The record is from RefSeq and is a predicted model, not a curated record.
AUGCAGGAAGGGGUGCUCCUAGGGAGUGGCUACCCACUGGAGCUUCGACCAACUACCACCGGUCAAUUCCGCUUUGGGGCCACCCCUGACUCUACCAUCAUUAUAGGGGUAUGGGGUUCGAGACAAAGAAAGAUCAAGGCAGCAUAUCAGUUUUUCCUAUAUAAUUUACUUGGAUCCGUUUUUAUGCUAUUAGCUAUUCUGUUGAUUCUUCUCCAAACAGGAACCACCGAUUUACAAAUUUUAUUAACCACUGAAUUUAGUGAGCGGCGCCAAAUCCUUCUAUGGGUUGCUUUUUUCGCCUCUUUUGCCGUCAAAGUGCCUAUGGUACCAGUUCAUAUUUCGUUAUCCGAAGCCCAUGUAGAGGCACCUACGGCUGGAUCCUUCAUAUUGGCUGGAAUUCUUUUAAAAUUGGGAACCUACGGGUUUUUAAGAUUUUCGAUACCCAUGUUUCCCGAAGCGACACUUUGUUUCACUCCUUUCAUUUAUACUCUAAGCGCGAUUGCUAUAAUAUAUACUUCCUUGACCACUUUAAGACAGAUCGAUCUUAAGAAGAUCAUUGCCUACUCCUCAGUAGCCCUUAUGAAUUUGGUGACUAUUGGUAUGUUUAGUCGGAACAUACAGGGAAUUGGAGGUAGCAUUUUACUUAUGAUAAGUCAUGGACUGGUUUCUUCAGCCCUUUUUCUAUGUGUUGGUGUUCUAUAUGACCGACAUAAGACUCGACUUGUUAGAUAUUAUGGAGGUUUAGUGAGCACCAUGCCGAAUUUCUCUAGCAUUUUCUUCUUUUUCACUUUAGCCAAUAUGAGUUUACCCGGCACUAGCAGCUUUAUCGGGGAAUUUCUAAUCUUAGUAGGAGCUUUCCAAAGAAAUAGCUUAGUAGCCACAUUAGCUGCGCUUGGGAUGAUUUUAGGCGCGGCGUAUUCCCUUUGGCUAUAUAAUCGUGUGGUUUCUGGAAAUUUAAAACCCGAUUUCCUCUAUAAAUUCUCCGAUCUAAAUGGUAGAGAUGUUUCCAUAUUUCUACCUUUUCUUGUUGGAGGGGCGACCGUCCGUUGAACUACCAAAAAAGGGUAAACCAAUGUGAUCAUGACAUUGUAGGUGCUUGCGAUGGGACGGAUGCGACUUCCCUCAUAAGUAAUGGGUGGCAUAGCCCGUAGUGGAAGUCCCCUUUUUUUAUCCAUUUCUUUAUUGCCCCAGAGGGGCCCACCCUGGUGGGACCGAGAGAAAGAAAGGACGGGGGGGCGACCAUGCAUGGCACUUCUCGACCGUGUCUCCGAGGGACAGUUGAACGAGCGACUCAUGAAUGCUGCCGGGUCGGACGAGCCAAUAACUCGAACGUGUUCGGUCAGUUUUUUGAGCAAGAAUCACAGCGUUACCUUACCUUCACCAUGAUACGGACUCCAAGUUCUUAUGGCAGAGCACGAGGAGUUUCCUUCAAUAUGAUGAUGAGAAUGGAAACCAGAAGCACGACUGGGUCUUCGUAGUCCGAGAUCAUACUUAUAUAUCAGUCACAGUAACGUAAGCAUGAGACUUUUUGGUAGUACCGGUGAACCAGAUGGCCGCGGCGAGGGAAUCUGGGACGGAGGACUCGUAAUA